Molecule: messenger RNA, 7480 nt
Organism: Schistosoma bovis
Lineage: Eukaryota; Metazoa; Platyhelminthes; Trematoda; Strigeidida; Schistosomatidae
Source: the annotation of a GenBank genome assembly
GAAGUGCACAGCCUGCUCUAUCCGGUGUGGAUGUAUUUCACUACAGUUCUGCGUGAUUUGCUCAUUAAUGUUAGGUGUUUUUAGAUUUCACUCAAAGUUAAUUUCGGGAUUGUUGAUUUAUCCAAAUAGUUAUGAUGUAGCACUGAAACACCGUUCUGCAUGUGGUUUGCCUAUAGGAAACGUCUACAAAAAAUGGUCUCAUUCCACAACGUAAGACAUAAGUACGUAACUGCCCUUCCUAGGUAUUGACGUGUGCAGACACUAAUUUAGUAUUCACGUAAAUGAAUACAAUUAGGAGACUCAAGCUCCUCAUUCUGCGAACAAAUGGUCAAAAGCCUACUCUAGUUCUCUAUCAGUUGGGCUCUGUUCAGUCUUUUAAAUGGAUUAAUCCAUCUUUUGAAAAUGCGAACAUUAGGUCGCGAUAGUUGAUAAUUUGUGCAAAAGUUCUCACUUCAGGCGGAUAUGGUUGGUAAGCCAAUUACAUCUUAGUAGAUGUAAUCACCUGAAGUCUGAUCUGAGUUGCCUUUCAAACAGUACAUACAUUUCGCACAGUUUUUAAGCUGGGACAGAUUUUGUGGUUUCUGUGAUAAAUCCUCUCGGUCGUGUUCCGUGAAAAUGGAUGGUUGUAUUAUCCUUCCGUUCCAGUGCUUGAGUACAAUUGGAUUCAGGCAAUUGACCUGUCUAGCAUCCAUUCCCGCACGACAGUCGAGCAGUAUGAUUAUCCCUCACCGAUUCAGAUUUGUGUAGUAAGGACAGAAGGCCUACGGCCUAUGUUAUUCCUUUUCUAGUAUGCUUCUGUGAGUGUCCAGUCUUCUCUUGAAAGAGUCAAUUGAAGGUGCGGACACCACUGCUUCGGGCAACAGGUUCCAAGUAUUGAUGACUCGGUGUGAAAACCUGUAUGCCACGGGUAUUUUGUUCGUUCUUGGCUUUUCUACUCGCCUGCUAUGUCCCCUGAGAUGUCCCGAUCUAGUGGAAAGAAAAAGAGAAUAAGUAAGGUCCAAAAUCAUUUCCCAGUAUUCUGUACAUCAAAAUUAGAUCUCCCCUUAGUCUGCGAUAGGACAGAGUAUAGAGGCCCAGCUUUUCAAGCCGCUCUUUUUAUGAAAAACCCCGGAGUUCUGGAAUUGCACGAGUAUCUGCCCUCUGUACUUUUUCUAGGAUAUCCGAGGACUUGCAAACUGAAAGCAGUUCUCUAGCUUAGUUCUCACUAAGGAUAUGUAUACUGUGGUGAACAUGGUAGUAUCUAACUUAGUUAAUGUCCGUUUUAAAGCCUAGAGGGUUCGAAACCCCUUAGCUGCGACCUCCCGGCAAUGGGCCGUCGUCUUAAGAUCAUGACUCACUGUCACCCCUAGAUCAUUAUGUGACCGGACUACGGGUAAUGGCCCUUCCCCUAUGUUGUACCUAUUAACUUUUGAAUCCCCAAAGUGCAUGUAGACACACUUUGCCGCGUUGAUAGGCACCAGCCACUCCUUAGACCAGUUAAUCAUAUUAUUUAAGUCUACCUGAAGAGCACGUGCGUCUGUUUCUCCAGUUAUUACUCACCAGAUUUUUACGUCGUCAGCGUAUAAUAACAUUGGAGACUGUACUAUAUUUGGAAGAUCAUUAACAUACAUUAUAAAAAGUAAAGGACCUAAGACGGAACCUUGAGGUACCCCACUAAGUACUGGUCUCCAGAUGGAGCACUUGUAAUUUAUUAUUACUUUCUGUCUACGAUCUACUAGGAAAUCCUCCAUCCAUUUUAAUAGAGGUCCGGCAAUACCAAGGUUUUCCAACUUCAAUAGUAGUCUAUUUGUUGGCACCUUGUCAAAAGCCUUACUGAUGUCUAUGUAGACAGCAUUCACUGAGUUCCCGUUGUCUAGUGCCUUUAUCCAGGACUCCGUUGCUGUAAGGAGGUUCGUUGUAUAAGAUAAACCCUUUCUAAAACCAUGUUGUUUUAUGUUUAGCAAGUUGUUGGUUUCCAUAAAUGCCAUUAUGGUCCGUCUAACUAUUCUUUCCAAUAUUUUAACUACAACACUGGUGAGGCUUACAGGUCUAUAGUUCGAUGGAAGUUGUCUUAGUCCUGUUUUAUGUAUGGGAGUGACGAUUGUGUCCUUCCAGUCCAUAGGCAACAAACCUUGGUCAAAUGACAUGUUGAGUGUCACAGUCAGUGGGGCCGCGAUAUACUGUGCACUGUCUCAAGACUUGGGGGUGUAGUUCAUCUGGUCCUGUUGACUUUUCCAUGUUUAAGGUGCUAAGAGCCCUAAGCACAUCGUCUUGAUCGAAGUCCAAGGUUAGCAUUUGGUUUGUUGACUUUAUUUUGGUUUGGUUCUUUGUCUAAGGGAGGUUCCUGAGUGAAAACUGCCCCAAAAUAGUCAGCCAUAGCCUCUGCUUUUUCCUGAUCUUCCUCUGUCAUUUCAGAUUCACUUCCUUCUUUAAUUAGGUUGGGAAUCCAAUGAUGCAUCCUUGUUCUGUAGUUUAUGUACGAGAAUAUUCUCUUGGGCUACUUGAGUGCAGAUUGUGCCAGCUGAAUAUCAUAUUUUCUUUGAGCUCCCCCGAAUUUUUGUUAUGCAAUUGUUUCUUACCGAUCUGUAGCGUUCCAUCGUGCCAAGGCGGAUGGCAACAACCCAACAUUUCUUUUGUUUUAGUAAACGUCGAAUAUCCCGGCCUAUCCAGGGAUCACCGUGCUUCUUCUUCUUUGGAACUGUCCAGGGUAUGUAUGGUCGAGUUACCCGAUUGUAUAACUGCCUGAAAAGAGUCCAUGCCUCUUGUACUAAUGCCCUUGAGUCAAUUUCCCAGUUUUCAGCCGAUGCUGCGGAGUUGAUUGCCUCCAAUAUCUGCCUUCCAUAUGUUAGGACGUGCCGGCGUAACUGUUUGGUAGGCAAUCUCAGCCAUGAAUUUAAAUAAGAUGACUGCAUGGUCACUUCUCCCUAGUGGUGGGAGAAAAGUCAUUUGACCAACGUAUUACCGUGUGUGAAGACUGAAUUCAAAAGAGUAGAAGAGCUUUUUAAGUCCUAUCUUGUGGGGUUUCUAAUGUUUUAAAAUCAAGCUAAUCCAAUCGAUGUUUCUAAUAGUUUGCAUUCGAACGACGUUACCGAUGACCCUACUUCUAAGUUAACCCAGUCUAUAUACGGUGCGUUAAAGUCGCCUACUACAAAGCUUUUACCCAGGACUUAAGUUUACUUAGGAGAAAAUCAUCUGCUACACAUUCUGGACUGCAAUAUACUACAACUAAUUCAAUAUCUUGCCGUCUACAUUUCAGCUUACAUCGCACCAGUUCACAUGUCUUUGAAACACGUGCCACUGUCUCAGCUACUCUUACGGUUAGGGUACUUUCCGUGUACAGGAUAACCCCGCCUCACGGAAAUUUUUUUUAGAAGUACAAUAAAUCUGUAUAUGAUAAGUGAGUUACCCUGGCUGGGUAUCAUUUUGAAUAACGUUUUCUGAGGAGUCGUUUAUUUUGCAGAGCAUCUAAAGUAAAGCGUAGCCCAUAUGAUACUGUCAAUUGUUCUUUAGUCAGUGUUUCAUAUCUCCACGUAGUUAUUCUUGUUAACAUCUACAGGAAAUAAUCCGCUCACCAUAGUUCCUGAAACUAGCUAUGUUCGUAGUUGUCUCACAUGUAAGGAUCUCGAAGUCAUCACUCAUAGACUAAAGUUUUCUCGUUAUUUCCCAUCAAAUGAGAUGCCUGAUGUAGACUCAAUUUUUGUGUAUUAUUUGCCGACGGUUGGGCUGAGUGGAAGCAAAUUAAUUAUCAGUUUGUGACGUCAUAUUUUUUAAGAAUGAUAGUUCUGUCGGGUCAACACUCAUGGAUUCUUCACGGCUUCUUGGGAAGGGUCCAAGUGGUCAUAUCGUUCAGUAAUUUGAGGUUCAGAAUAAAAUCCAAUGCUUUAGUUUUCCGUUCUCAAUUGUGGUACGACGCAGGACAAUAUUCAUUUUAGUUUUGUUCUUAUUAUGAUCGCUAUCUUAAUGCUUGCUAGUGAAGUCUCAAAAUAUUUUCUCAUGUUUUUUCACAAUAUUGUCAUUGAGUUUUGCAGCUCAUUGUUAUUUUUUUAUCAGGUUUUGUAUGAUAAGUGAUAGACAAGUAAUCGAUUCAACCGAAUCAAAAUGACUUAUAAUGUCACAAAUGUUCAAUAGUUUGCGGUUAAAUAUCUUGAUAGUCACGCUUCCAAAAUCUUACUUUUGUUAUCUUAAUUUAUUAACCUCACCAAACUAACCGGUUGUGGCACCAGAACUCAGUUCCUAUUUUGUCACGUAUUGUGUUUCAUAAGCAGUCAUUUGUAUAACUAUUGUAUUUUGAAUUAUCUUUCAGCUACUAUGGAAUUUCUGGAUAUCAAUCUGGAUGAAGUUGCUUCUGCUUUUCACGAAGCUAAACGUUUUGGGAAAAGAUGUAAAGAAGCUCCUGAUGGUCCGAUUGAAGUUAAACGAUGUCUCAAAAAGUUUCCAAAGUUCCAAACAUACGUGCUUUUAUCAGGUAGCGGUUGCAUUCAUGAGGUUGUCUAUCCUUCUGGUUAUGCACUCAAUGAAUUGAAGAAUCUAGAAAAUCCUGUAAGGAAUUAUCCCUUUACUUUGGAUCCAUUUCAGCAACGCGCCAUUCUAUGUAUUGAAAACGAACAGUCUGUUAUGGUAUCUGCCCAUACAUCUGCUGGUAAAACUGUGGUUGCUGAGUACGCAGUUGCUAAAAGUCUGAAGCAGAAUCAGCGCGUUAUUUACACAACGCCUAUCAAGGCCCUGAGCAAUCAGAAGUUUCGCGAAUUCUCUGAGAUUUUUAAAGAUGUUGGCCUAAUGACUGGUGAUAUAACUAUCAACCAAGAAGCAACUAUUCUUAUAAUGACAACAGAAAUAUUGAGAUCUAUGUUGUACAGAAGCUCGGAUGUAACUCGUGAGGUUGGCUGGGUUAUUUUCGAUGAAAUUCAUUAUAUGAGGGAAAAAGAACGUGGUGUUAUCUGGGAGGAAACCAUCAUCUUAUUACCUGAUAGUGUUGGGCUUGUCUUUUUGAGUGCAACAAUUCCCAAUGCUCGUGAAUUUGCUGAAUGGAUAGUGUUUUUACAUAGAAAGCCUUGUCACGUUGUUUACACUGAUUGUCGUCCUGUUCCAUUACAACACUAUGUUUACCCAUGUGGUGGAGAUGGAAUUCAUUUGGUAGUCAAUCAGAACCGUGAGUUUAUUGAAUCUAACUUCAAUCUUGCUUUAAAUACUUUACAAAAUGCCGCUGGCAAUUCGAUUUCUGAUAUGAAGUCCCGUGGACGUAAUGGUGGCAGCACCCGUUCUCAGCCAUAUUGCUCGAAGUUAGUCAAGUUGGUAAUGGACCAAAAUUUGGAGCCACUUAUCGUAUUUUCAUUUAGCAAAAUGGAUUGUGAAUUCUAUGCAAUGCAACUAAACAAGAUGGAUUUUAGUACACAAUCAGAAAAGGCGGCUAUUGAACUUGUGUUUAAUAAUGCCAUUGAGAGUCUUUCCGUUGACGAUCGAAAUCUUCCUCAGGUUCAAAUUUUACUGCCCGUUUUACGUCGUGGAAUAGGUAUACAUCAUGGUGGACUGUUGCCUAUACUCAAGGAAAUUGUUGAAGUGUUAUUCGCUGAAGGUUUUAUAAAAGUACUGUACGCUACCGAAACGUUCGCUAUGGGUCUUAAUAUGCCGGCUCGAUCUGUGUUAUUCACGUCUACUCGGAAGUUCGACGGACGCGACUUCCGUUUACUGUCAUCUGGGGAAUAUAUUCAAAUGUCAGGACGCGCAGGUCGUCGAGGAAAAGAUACUCGUGGCACAGUUAUAAUGAUGCUUGAUGAUCGUAUUAGUGCAGAUGAAGCCAGAAAACUCUUACUUGGUGAACCUGACCGACUGGAUUCUUCAUUCUAUCUAACGAAUAAUAUGAUACUUAAUUUACUUCGUGUUGAGGACAUCAAUCCAGAAAUAAUGCUCGCUAAAAAUUUUCAGCAAUUUCAAUGCAGGUCUGAAUUGCCCUAUCUUGAAAAACGUUUAAAUGACACAGAAUCUCUUAUCAAAAAUAUUUGUUUUCCGGACGAUAUUGAUAUGGAACAGCUUGGCGCUUAUGUUAAACUUCAUCAUGCAGUUGCCGUAUGUGAAUCUGAGAGGUGGGCAUUAGUUUCACAAAGAAAAAGUGUCAUACCUUUCUUUCAGGCUGGUAGAGUGGUUCGAAUUCGCAAUCUGGACGAUUGGGACUUCGGAUGGGGAAUUGUUGUGCACGUAGAUCGGUCUGUGCAUCAAAAAUCCGACAGAAUGUCAGUCAUUUGUCUUAUGGAAGUGGCUGAAGACCGCAUCCUAAGAAAUUCAGAUUAUACAAGAAAACCGAUUCCUUUUUCGUCUGUGAAACCUGCUGAUGGUGUUGAUUUUCAAACUGAUACUUUUACAUCGGUUAUUCAGUUAGUUUCUGUCCCUCUAGAUUGUUUGUCUGGUAUUUCAAGCGUUUGUCUCAAACUAAAUUCAUUAUUGGAGUGUGACAAUCAGAAUACUGAAAUGUUAUUUAACAAGCUUUCAGUUCAACCUGAUCAUGUAAAACGACGUAUUUGGGAAGGCGUUGAUCGUGCCAAAGCAAAAUUAGGAGGAGUACUACCAGUAUUAGAUCCUAUCAAGGACUUAAAUAUUAAAGACGAUCGUGUGAAACAGCAGUGCGAGACGAUUAAUUUAUUGAAAGCACGAAUGGCCAUGAAUCCGAUCUCAAAACGCGCUGAUCUAGACAGUCUUAUUGAUCGUUUUAAUUGGAAAGCUACUAAUUUGAGGAAACUCGAAGACAUUCGUGAACGUAUAAACAGAACAGAUUCACUUUCACAUUUUGACGAGUUGCGUGCAAGGAAAAGACUUUUGCGAAGACUUUGUUUUUGUUCAGAGGAUGAUACAAUUGCAUUAAAAGGUCGUAUCGCCUGUGAAAUUUCAACUGGUGAUGAAUUGGUACUGACUGAGUUACUUCUGGAUGGGUUCUUUUCACAAUUCUCACCAGUUCAACUAGCAGGUGUCAUGUCAUGUUUUGUAGCAGAAAAACAAACAAAACAUCACAAAAUAAAUCUGAGUCCUGCCAUGAAGAAGGCUAUAAAAAGUAUCCACGAUAAAGCAAGAUAUCUUGCAAAAAUGUCUGCCGAAUGUAAUAUUAACACGGAUCAUAGUAAUAAUGAGAAACAACCAACGACUUUGGUUGAGAAUCUUGGAAAUAAUAGAAAUAGUCUUUCGGAUGACGAGCAAGCUUAUGUUAAUCGUUUUGUCGGUGAUUUAAUGGAUGUUGUAUGUGCUUGGGCUGAAGGUGUCAGUUUUUCUCGGCUUUGUGAAUUGACAAGUGCAUUCGAAGGUAGUGUAAUUAGAUGCAUCAGAAGACUGGAAGAACUACUAUGUCAAAUGCAUAAUGCAGCCAAAGUUGCAGGAAACUCGGAGUUGGAAAAUAAGUUUUUAGAAGCCGUAAUCCUAAUCAAAAGAGAUAUCAUUUUCUGUGCAAGCCUAUAUCUUUAACGGUUAUCGAAAAAAGUGUACAAAUCUUGAUAAUAAAAAAGAUUACGUAUUUUCGAUG